CACAAUCGGUUUGUCUCGGACUGCAAAGACAAGGAGCCUGACGUGCUCUUCGUGGGGGACUCCAUGGUGCAGCUGCUACAGCAGUACGAGAUCUGGAGAGAGCUCUUCUCACCGCUUCACGCGCUGAAUUUUGGGAUCGGCGGAGACACCACGGGACACGUCCUGUGGAGGCUGAAGAACGGUGAACUGGAGAACAUC
Messenger RNA from Merops nubicus (carmine bee-eater), 198 nucleotides. RefSeq names its product platelet-activating factor acetylhydrolase IB subunit beta-like. The record is from RefSeq and is a predicted model, not a curated record. The transcript has 2 exons. The annotation marks the transcript as partial. Lineage: Eukaryota; Metazoa; Chordata; Aves; Coraciiformes; Meropidae.